AUGGACCAAUCUGCCAGCAGCUCGAGCUCCGUCACUUCUAGCUCGACUUCCCGCUCCAGCUCGGACGCACGAGUUCUGCCUCCUCCCGUGAUCGAGGGGAUUGCCCCUGAGGGCUACGAGAACGGUGCUUUUCCGAGAUACACCCAGAAUUGGACGCACGCAGGCGGAGGCAAUGAAGUGGAUUGCUCCCAGGCUAUCAAGGUCUAUGUCGACAUAGCCGCACAUGAGUUGAAGAGCGUCGAUGACAACAAUGAACAGUUCCACAUGGUGUUUGUGAUGAAACUGGGUUGGCUGGAUCCCGACCUCAAGAACUUCAAGUCUCGGAUAAGUGUUCGAGCAACGCCGGGCACCUCAGAUCUUCAUUUGCGCAAGCUCGACGUCGUGAUCACGAAGAUGUAUGCUAAUGGGGACGUCGAGUUUAUCGACUUAUCCGACCCCAGGCAGCGAGUCCAAACAUUUCGCAAAGGCGAGUAUUUCGGAAUCCAGGAUCCUGACUGGAACGAGUAUUUCUUUCCCUCCUACACCAUCCUCAACCUGAAGCACGGAGCCGACGCGACCGUGGAGACCCGGAGGCUCCUCUGGUGCGACGAAAAAGGCGGCUUCACUUCCUAUCGCAUCCGCUUCGAUGCGAAGCUGCAAGAGACGAUGGACCUCCGGAACUUCCCGCGAGACCGGCAACUUUGCAGGAUCAGGAUGACAGCCGAAAAGCCUAUUGAGGAAUUUCAGUUCGUCGUGCUCAAGGGCGAGAAGGGCAUCAGCCAGAUGUGCGGUAUGUGGCAGCUGGAUGGGGGCACUGUUUAUGCACGCCACCUGGACAGGUACCUGCUGUUUCCGAGCCAGCGUUCUUGCGUGAACGCCGUAUAUCACCUGGAGCGGGAAGGUGAGUACUACAUGAAUGGUGUGCUGCUUCUCAUCUUUCUGGUGAGCAUUUUUAGCCUUUGCACCUUCUGCAUCCCACUUGACGAUGUCAGCGGACGACUGAAGCAUUUGAGCACCUGCCUUCUUGCGGUCUUCGCGUGCAUGUACGUCAUCAAUGACAGGUUACCUCGCAAAAGGUACUUCACAGGGGCUGACGCAUACAUCAUCUUUGCAUGCUCUUUUCAAGUGCUUCUUGUCCUUGAAACGUUAUGUUUCCAAAUUUUCGGCUUCCUGGAAAGUCCAACGUUGACGGACCGACGUGUCGGGUUGGCACUCUUGAUCGUGUGGUUGACGGUGAACUGCUUGCUGCGCUGGCGGUGGAGGCGCGACACUGACGCGAAAGCGAAAGCAGCCUGGCAAGCCGUGUAUCAAGCCAGUCGUGAGCCGUACGCUCCAGUCAACGAGUGCUCAGAAUGUGGAAAACAGUGGCUCUGCAAGCAGUGCGAGCAUAAGAGUCCCACAAAACGCUGCUUUAACUGGCCGACUUGCUAUGGCGAAGGCGACAGCAUCAAGACCAUCUACAAAACUCCAUGGGAUCAGGAAGUCCCUCUCGUGGCAGCGCAAGACUUCCCGCAGCCGCCAGCUCAUUUGAAGCAGGCUCCUGCCGGACACGGCACACAGAAGUAA
This is a messenger RNA of Symbiodinium sp. CCMP2592, 1545 nucleotides long. The record is from the annotation of a GenBank genome assembly. NCBI's taxonomy places the organism in Eukaryota, Dinophyceae, Suessiales, Symbiodiniaceae.